AUGUCAGAAUUAUCAACUGAAACUAAACCUUUUAAUGGAUAUCGAUUUGAUACUGAACUUGCACUAAAAAUUAUUGAUGGGUUGAGACCAGAAUUUACUGAUAUAGUACCUGACUGUUUUAUUAAAUUGGCUAAACAAUGCAUGAGUCCGAUUCCACAAGAACGUCCUACUGCUGAA
Messenger RNA from Ambispora leptoticha, 177 nucleotides. Lineage: Eukaryota; Fungi; Glomeromycota; Glomeromycetes; Archaeosporales; Ambisporaceae. The record is from the annotation of a GenBank genome assembly.